UCAUGCACAACGAACACAGCGUGUGAGGCAGCCUUUAACCGCCCCCUGGCGUCGCCCACGCGCAGCUAGGCGACAGCAGUGGCAUGGGCCUGUGGCGGCAGCAGGCGGUCCCGCAGCGAGCGCGGCAGCAGCCCCAGCGUCUCCAGCAAGCCCGCGUCCAUAGGGCCCGGCGGGCGGCGGGGCUGAGCAGCGCGCCCUAGCGGCCCCUUGCCCCAUGGAUCCGCCCAGCGAGGCCGACGAGCAGCAGCAGGCCUACCAGGACCCCGCCCUGGCCAAGAUGGAGGCCCUCGUGCGGAACAUGCAGCUGCCGGACACCGGCGUGCCCGUCCGGAGCCAGAAGCUCUUCCUCACCUCCAUACCCAGCGCCUUCCUCGGUUACGAUGUGGUCGAGUGGCUCACGGACAACCUGGACAUCGAAGACCAGAAUCCAGUGGCGGCGGAGGCACUUCACCUAGCCAAUCUACUCUGUGCGCACGGCUACUUCUUUCCAGUCAGUGACAACGCCAAGACCUUCGCCAUCAAAGAUGACAGCACCCUGUACAGGUUUCAGACGCCAUACUACUGGCCGUCCAGGUACCAACCUAACAACACGGACUACGCAAUCUACCUGGUGAGACGGUCUCUCAAAAACAAGCCGAAGUAUGCCCUCGAAGAGUACGAACAGGAGGCGCUGCAGAGGCUCAAGAAGCUGCUCUACCACAAGUGGGAGUACGUGCUCAUGCAGGCCAACGAACAGGCAACACUUGCCAAGGAUCUGAAGAAAACUGACAAGCUCAUCCAACAAAGCCAGGAGCGGGCCUACUGGAGGAUUCACCGGCCACCCCCCGGAUGCACCAGCUGCCUUGAGAAGAGCCCCGUGCCCAACAAGCGGGGACCGCCUAGGAAAAAGACGAAGGACGACCUCAAACGGGAGAUCGAGAUACUAAAGAGGAACCUAGGGCGUUCGCGGACAAAGGUGUCCCAGAUUCUACCGAGGUGCGAAGACUACCGGGAAUUCGACAGCUUCCUGAGCAACCUCCCUCCCGGCAACCCGUGGAUAACGGACGACCCGACGCUUUGGACGGUGGAAAGCACCAUGGUGGAUACGCCGAGCGAGAAGCGUCUCAAGCGGUGGGCAUUGUCCCUGGAGGAACUUCUAUCGGACCCGACGGGCGUGCACGAGUUCGAGAUCUACCUGCGCAAGGAAUACAGCCACGAGAACAUGCUCUUCUGGAAGGCGGUCCAAGACCUGCGGCACGGCUCACAUCAAGACAUCGCCAGGAAAGUCACCGCCAUCUAUGACGAGUUCCUGUGCCGGGGCGCGCCGUGCGAGGUGAACCUGGACAGCGAGACGAUGGAGCAGACGCAGGGGGCCCUGGAGAAGCCGAGUCGGUUCACCCUCGACUCGGCCCAGCAGCACGUCUUCACGCUCAUGAAGAAGGACACCUACCCGCGCUUCGUCCGCUCCGACCACUACCGGCAGCUGCUGGUCAAGGCGUCCCUGCUCCAGCAGGCACAGGUACAGCGAAAGAGGUUCUUCCACUUCGGCUCGAGCACCAAGAAGAAGACGUCUGUGUGCGGGCCCCUGGCCGCCGGUCUUCCCGCGACGCUAGGCGGCACCAGUGGGGGUAGCAUUACGGGCGUCGCCCCGUCUUCCCUGGGCGGUGCUGCCUCCUUGUCGUCGAGUGCCACGUCGUCGGGGACGUCGCCGGCGUCGCGGCCUCCAGGACGCCCUUUGUCCGGAAGCACGGUGGACCUGCGUAACUCGGUGGAUCGCCGAGAACAGGGCGCGGGAGGAGGUGUCGGCGCUGGUGUGGGAAGUUUCUUCAGCGGUCGACACUCGCACUCGACGAGCGACCUGCACAAGUUGGACACUCCGGACUGCAGCAAGGGUCACUCCGCCAGGUUUUCUUGGGGGUCCCAGGAGCCCAUGGUUCACGUGGGUCAAGAUCAGGACCAGGGCGGCCCCAGCACGCUCCAGGUGCCUCGCUGGAGCCAUCGGUCCAGCGAUCCGGGGACAUCGAUAUCCGACCUCGGCCUCCAAAAGGAUCCCCUGCUGACGCCCUCCAAAGAGGAAGAUUCGGCGUCCAACUAGCACCACCUUGACUCAUCUUGCGGUGCCUCGACGUUUCCUUUCUGCGGCAGCCGACUGGUGGCGCCACCAGACAGACACAAUACGUUCGUAGGGUGGUGAUAACGCUUAUAGUUCGCCAUUCUGUUUCGGCGCCAUACUACAGCGCUUCGCGGGGGGAUUGAAAUUAGAGAAGUAGAUGGCAUCACUGCCCGAAAACACUCUGCUGACGGUUUACAGUUCGCCCGUGUAUGCGAGGUUCUUUCUAGGCCGGACCUUGCACACGGAUCUAUCUAGUAUCAUUUGUUACCACGCUACUAACUUGGCUCGAGUCGUUCCCUCUCCGUUCGAUAACUAUAAAUUAAUAAUCAACGUAUUCAUGUUUUUCUAUUAAUUUCUUUCGAACCCACUAUGGUCUACAUAAAUAAGCAAAACGAAGACAUGCUUACAUGAUCAAUGAAGACAUGAAUGAAAUACGCCCGCUAAAUCUAGUGGGUUCUAAGUCCUGGGCAAAACUCCUCUAGCUAAAAGUUGUCUUAAUCCCAGCAUCCCCGCUCUGUGCGUCAACAUGACUUGUCUUCGAAGUCUCUGGAAGGCUUGGCGCCAAAAUGACGGCUCCGUAGUGACUUUCCAGACGCCCUAGUGCCACAUAACUUAGGAAGCUACAUUUCCCGAACACUGGUGGGAAAUAACACUAAGAUGUAAAACGUAUCACCACUAGAUGAUCCACAUGCUCUAGCCGUGGUAUGAAAAACAUGAAACGGCUUCAGGAAACUAAAGAUAUUAAAUGAUGCCCAUGCCACUCGAAACGAUUACAUCUGCGUGCAGGAUUAGGGAAAUUAAAGUUGCAAGCAGCGAUUCCUUAACACGGAUGACGAUAGCACGCGAUAUUUUGAACUCUUGAAUGAACUCUGCGGUAACCCUACAUCGUGUUCUGUUUGUGAUAUUGGCUUGAAAAGGAAGCUGCAGACGUUGCAUAUUCAAGUUUGCUAUGAAUCGCGUUAACAUGCUAAUACGGCAGUCAUCACCUACAGAAGGAACACGUGAACUUUCGCUAAGAUGUUAGCGUGCUCGUCACUCGGUUUUACUAAAUGUUAAAAAAAAAAAUCGUGUCCACAAUAUUUACGUUUCACGCACCACAGAACAUUUUAAUUUUUGAAUUGGAUGUUUCAAUUUUUGCUAACUGUACUUACGCGGAUAUUUAAUUGAGUAAAUCGAAAGGCCCCUGGGCAGGCCACUACCACAUUUAAGUCUUCGUCGCUCACCAUAUAAGAGGGGAGCAUCACGUGACUUACUUUAAGUAAAAUCACUUAAGUUUUUAUGCACGAACGCGUGGCUCUGACCUGACGACGUGGCGGUGGCGCUGCUUUCGGCGCGGCGCAUCUGUAGUCGCUUCACCUCACGUCUGGUUUCCGCGCAGGCGCAGUGCCCAUACCUGAUGGGGCGCGGACGCGAACUUGUUUGUAAACAGUGUAUUUGUCUAUACUAUACCUUCAAACAUUGAAGGCGCAACCAGCCUAGAAGUACCCCACUGGUCUCAUGGGAACACGAGGCCACUGCAAACAACUAAGGAGUCACUUAGCCGUUUUACCCCAAGAACCAUAGUUAAACAAAGUCCGGCUUCCCGCGGAGCAAUACUAAUUUCUCUCUUUAUAUGGAUAAUUAGGAGGUAUGUAGGUGAAUGUUAUAUUAUACAUAUAUGUCAUUUUAUCAAGACGCAUACGUUCCAAAACGCCAAAAGCAUCGCAUUUUCCUCCGAGAACCAAAUCUCGUAAUAACUAUUUCGCGCCGCGCAUAAACAAUGCGCAAAACUUGCUUUUUUUCUUGAGGCGAAAAUGGGUAGAGAAACUUUUAAGACUAGUUCAAAACUGAUCCAUUCACUAUCGUUUAUUCGAGCAUACCGUUUUUAUUCUGUUUAACAAACGUAAGUGACAGGCACAAUUUUCGAGAGAUUACCCCUGUCGCAUUGAAUCAGGUACAAAUCUUGUCUAGUUCAGGUGGGCCAAACGCGGGAAUGUAUCGCUUAAAACAAAUAGACAAAAGAAAUAAGCGUCAUAACACUCUAGCCACACGGAUCGAUACCUUUUCCUAAAUGCAGUGCUAUCUGGUGACACAAAUGCCAUCUUUUCUCAUGCCAUAGCCUCUUCUAUACUGACAAAGCCUGCUGCAGAUCGCCACGAGACGCGGCCGCCGAAAGUGAAAAGGUAGAGCGGCAGACAACGGAUAAGAGAAAAGGCAUGUGACGAGUGCCCCGCUGCGGCGAGACGCCGAAACACACUUGUCCCGGGCAAUGGAAUGUCGCCGCUCGUGCUCUUCGCGUUCCUGGCGCUACUGCUUUUUUUCUCGUCGGGAUUGAAAACCAUGUUUCGGGUACUCGCCGCUGCAAAAGCUGUGCGCUGAGUACAGGCCCCCCGAGAAAUGCUCUGUGCUACCAGAUCCUCACGCUUCAAAUCUGCGACCGGUCACUCUGUGGCUCCGUCGUCGAACUGCCAGGCUUUGUGAGUAUAGAAAAGGCUAUGGUCAUGCCCAUGGCGGCAGAGAUGUAGCAUUCUAUCCAGCAUCGUCACUUUCGUUCAUCUAUUGCAGAAGAGAAUGUGCUGUUUAUCGUAAAGCUCGUUAUCGAUUAGUUUCAAUGUAGAUGGUGACAAGAAAACGACCGAUCUGUGCAGAGCGUUGACCCGAGUGAAGCUCUCGAUAAAAUUCAUCUCAUCAAGAAGCUUGUGGGCCGGUUGCGUGGCAACUGAUUAAUGGGAUGGGAGUCAGAAAUGGCCGCUGCCGAAGCGCUCCUAUGCCGUUUGUGCGUUGCUAACAUCUGUACUCCGACCCACCUUAACUUGCAAAAAGGUGAAGGUUAGACUCCCAGUGAACCAAUCAGCGCGUCGAAGAGAGACACGUGACCAUCCAUAGAGUAUUCUACAUCACUAGGUGCGCGCAGUGCUGUCGAAGGCACGGGGGGAGAGAAAGAAAAGCCGCUUUUGUACGAAUUUUUUGCGACAGACUAGUCUUCAAGGAGGACAAAAGCGACG
This is a messenger RNA of Ixodes scapularis (black-legged tick), 5076 nucleotides long. RefSeq names its product regulator of G-protein signaling 7. Lineage: Eukaryota; Metazoa; Arthropoda; Arachnida; Ixodida; Ixodidae. The record is from RefSeq and is a predicted model, not a curated record. The transcript is spliced from 14 exons. Bases 215 to 2074 code for a protein of 619 amino acids. Gene Ontology annotation, biological process: regulation of G protein-coupled receptor signaling pathway; intracellular signal transduction; G protein-coupled receptor signaling pathway.